AUGACGGAACGCCCCUUUUUUUCCGAGUCCAGACGGAGGAUCUUCCACCACCCUCACAUUUCAGAAGGCGACGGAAAGGAAGAAGGUCUUCUAGAGGGAGAGUGUCAAAAUGAACGACGACGAGAAAAAAUCCCAGGGGGACGACCAGCACCGGCUCGCCUCCUGCACAGCAACUACACACACUUGUGAUGAUCGACGAUGCUGAUAACGGUUCUGAAGAGCCAAGUGGUCCCUUGAGAGGUGGUGAUGGUUCGGAGAAACGGCUGGAGUGGCUGCUUAAGAGGACUGAAGAUGAAAGACGCAAAAUCGAUCCUUUAAGUGAUCCCUUGUUGCAUUGAGACGCGAUUAGUCUUUUAAGAGUCCCUCUAGGCUUGAGAAACUCCUUUAAGUGAUCCCUUGAAGCAUCAUCUCCUAUGAACUCUCCAGUGAAGCAUCGAGACGCAAUAAGCCCCUUAAGAGGUCCCUCUAAGGCUUGAGUAACUUCGAAGUGACCACUUAAGAGGUCAAGUAAAGGCUCUUCUCCUGCACAGCCACUACACACACUUGUGAUGAUCGACGAUGCUGAUAACGAUUCUGAAGAGCCAAGUGGUCCCUUGAGAGGUGGCAAUAGUUUGGAGAGGAGUGGUUGCUUAAGAAGACUACGGAUGAAAAAUGAAACUUUGAGAGAUCCUAUCAAGUAUCAUCUCCUAUGAACUCUCCAGUGAAGCAUCGAGAAGCAAUUAGUCCCUUAAGAGGUUCCUUUAAGGCUUGAGUAACUUCGAAGUGGCCGCUUAAGAAGACAGUUAUAAGCUCUUUUUCCUGCACAGCCACUCUAAUGGUUGGCAAAGAACAAACCUCUCAAGUGAACACUCAAGUCUUCCUUAAUGUAGAGAGGGUUGAUACGCAGAUUAGGAAAGCAAGUGGUCUCUUAAGAGAUAACUUCUAGUCGGCUCAAAGAGGGCGAAAAUUGUCUGAUCAGGAUCACGCAUGACAUGAGGACUCAUAGGAAAAAUCAGAAAUCGCGCUCUAUUGCUAAUUUUUUGGUUUAAAGUUUAUUACCUGUUUUUUUGGAGUUUGAAAUAACACAUUUCAGCUCAUGAAACUGUUAAAAAAAUGCCACACUCUUUUUAUUAGCCUUGGAGCGAACAUUCCCAUGUUUUUGAGGCAUUUUUGGAUUAGUACUCUUCAGUGACCACUUGAAGCAGUUUAGAAAGACUUCUUGAGAGCUGCAAAUGGUCAAAGCUUCUUCAAGGGUUUACUUUACAAUUACGUGGAUAAUUUAAUUUCUCACUACAAUUCUGAAGAAAUUCUAGGUCUUCUACGGACAUUUUUUGAUAAUCAUAACUGAAAUUUCGACUUCUGAAUAAUUAUUGAAUGAAUUUUACAAAUAAUAUUUCAUAAGCUUGACAUUUUCUUGGAAAAACAAAAAAAAAACCCACAUGAAGCUUGUGUCCCAUGUUGAAAGGUUGAAGACCGACUGAAAAGAAGUCGUUUUACGGCGGAACCAGGUCCAGCGGCCGCCCCAAUCUCACUAAUUUCGUUGUCUUCCUUCCGAAUGAAGUUGGAGCUGUCUGAAAUUUCCAACUACAAGAAAAUCAGAAAAUAGAAGUAAAACGUGAAAAAACGCAGGCAUUUCUUUUCGCGACGUCUCUUCGUCUUCUUGGCUUUAGCAAGGUCUGGGUUACUGUAUUCAGGCACUGUAGUAUUAAGCUACAGUACACCAAAAAAACCAAGAAAAAAAUCUUCAGAAUGUCGGGAGAAUCGUCCAAGUACGACACUUCAAUCACAGAAAAGAGCGUCAAAAAGAUAUGUAAGUUUUUUGCUCCAAAAUACAGUAGCUACAGUAAGCUGUGAGCUCGCUACAGUAGCUUCUGAAAUACUCUAGCUUGUCGAUUUUUCUCAGUUUUUUGUCUUGAAUUGAAAUAGUUCUGAUUUUUUGACAACGAUAGCCCUUUGAGCCUUUGAUUUACCAUGGUUUUUUUUUCUUUAAUGUGUAUUUUCGGGAUUUUAGCAAUCGAAAGUGACAAAAAUGGGAGCACAGAAAAGGACGAUUCCCAGGAACGUGACCAAUGGGAUAAUCAGGUAGGAACUUGGGAUCCCGCUAUCAAAAAAUCUGUACAAGGGGGGUCUUCCAUUGUUUUCAUCGACUUUUUUUUGUCUCUCUUGAAUCUCGAAAUUUUACAGGUUGAGAUAUUCAAAUUUCCAUUAGGUACAUCUGAUUUAUUCCGGCAUACUUUGGUGCCUAGCCAGGAAUUCUAGCCCAGAAAAAAAAGUUCCAGUGGUUUUUGGCAUUAUCAGAAACAUUUUAUUCUCAAACAAGUGCUCCUAGAAGCUCCUUAAACUCCUACUCGACCUCUAUGAAACUCCCAAGUUCUUAUUUCUGGAGCCGAACCCCCUCUUAGAUCUGGAGUAAUCUCCCUGGGUUGGCCCAAAAAUUAGUAAGAAAAUAUAGAACCCACUCUUUCAAAGCUCCGAAGCGAUCUCCCGGGGUUGGUCUGAAAAUUUGUAAAAUUUUGGCAUUCCCCCUCUUAGAUCCGAAGCAAUUUUCCAGGGGACAGAUGAGGAUCGAAAUUCUUAGGACAGAUGAGGAUCGAAAUUCUAUUGCAGUUCGAGUUCCUCCUGACGAUCCUGGGAAUGUCCGUCGGCCUCGGCAACAUUUGGCGCUUUCCAAUGCGGGCCUACGAAAAUGGAGGAUGUUUAGGAGCUUCUACGAGCUCUAAAAAUGUUAUAAUACUUUUCAGCUGCGUUCCUAAUUCCCUACCUAACCUGCGCCGUGUUAUUCGGCCUCCCAGCCAUGUAUUUGGAAGCCGCCUUAGGGCAAUACCAUCGAAAAACGCCGCCCAUUUUAUUCAGGAGAAUCGCGCCGAUUCUACAAGGUUUUCUUACUCAAUCAAAAGUUACUCAGAGAAAAAAAACUGUUCAUAAUCCAAAAAUGCCUCAAAAAUGGGAAUGUUCGCUCCAAGGCUAAUGAAAUGAGUGUGGCCUUUUUUACAGCUCGAAAUUUGUUAUUUAAAACUCAUGAAAUAUGUAAUAAACUUCAAACCAAGAAAUCAGCGACAGAGCGCGAUUGGCUAUUUUUCGCGGCUCAUUUUUCCUAUGAGUGCUUCUCAUAGAGGUAGGGAAAAUGAUUAUGAAAGGGUCGCUAAAUUCGAAAUUUGUAAUGAAAAAUACUUAUCAAAAAUCGAAUCGAUGGGCUUUUUUUUUUUGGAAUUUAGCCAUGGAGCGCGCAUGCUUCCACUUGAAAGCAGCUAUUUUUUCAAAAGUCAUUUUUCAGUCCUUUUUUCAUGAAGGGGAGAGGGGACACCCUGAAAUAGGGAUCACCUAAGUUUUACCCCUCUAGGACUACUCUAUUGUCCUCUAGAGGGUCUGUUCAUUCCGUAACUCCUUUAGGGACGCCUCUGGCAGUUUUUAAGUACAAAUUCCUAUUGGUCUUGAAAAGAAAAACCCGCAGGAGUCGGUUGGAUGAACGUGAUGAUCGCUUCCCUGGUCGCCGUCUACUACAUCUUGCUGAUUGGCUGGAUUGCCGUGUACCUUGUCGGCGUCCUCACUGGACACGUCGAUCAUUGGACCCAUUGCCAUAAUUCCUGGAACGAUGCGGGUAUAAUUGAAUGGAACUAUUGAAGAUUUAUUUAUAACCAAACUUGAAAUCAGAGAUUGGUCCAAAAAGUCAAGAAUGUUUAAUAAGAUUUCGGAAAAUUUAGUUACUAUGGAUAUACCAUAAAAUGUCCAAAUGAGCUAUUUAUAAAGCUUCUGACUUCUAUCUCACCCCUAGAGAGAUCACUACUACCAUCAUUUUUUUAAAAGUAUGUUUUCUUGAGACGUUUUAAUGUACCUUUCGUAGAUCUUUCAGCUGUCUCAACCCUAAAAUGAUCACUACUUGACUCAUCUCUCAAGAGACCACUUCAAAUUCUUAAAAUCCCCUCAGGAAACAAAGGAGAGUUCUCAACCCUGCUUUAAUUCUAAAGUGCCCACUUCAAAUCUAUCGGAGACUUUAAACCCUUAAGUAGCCACUGUCCUAACCCUAAAGUGAUCACUACUAGCCACAUCCCUAAAGAGGUCACUUUCUUUUUUUCUGAAUUCCUUCUUGGGAAACACAGGAAAGUACUUAACCCCGCUUUAACCCUUGAGUGCCCACUUUAAAGCUCAUCGGCUAUUUUAAAACCCUUAAGUAGCCACUUUACUAGUCCUAGAGUGAUCACUCCCCCCUCAAAGGAUCCCUCUCCUUCUUAAGCAACAAAGAAACGUUCGUAUUCCCGCUUAUACCUUUAAGUGUCCCCUUAGAAGCUCCCCAGCUACUCUCGAACCCUCAAGUGAUCCCUUUCUCCCUUCAGCCACCUGCAUCGACAUGUCCCUCCAAGAAAAGUGCGCACAAAACAGUACAGCGAGGACCUAUUUCCACGGAUCUUGCCACGGCGAAGAGUCCUUUGAAGGGAAGAAGAUGAUGGUCGCCACGGAGCAGUACUUCAUGUGAUUCUCAAACGUCUUCAGAUUCAACAAAAUGUUCAGGAACUACGUCGUCAAGCCAUCGACAGGGUUCAUCGACUUCAACACGAUCAAUUUCAAGUCCCUGAUCGGCGUCGUCGUGUGCUGGCUCUUCACGGCGUUUAUCGUUUUGAAGGGCGCCAAGUAUAUGGGAAAAGCUUCCUAUGUUCGUUUUUUCGAGACCGGUAGAGGGAGUCCCCUCUAGGGACCACUUUGUCGAUCCCUAUAGGCGCUACUAAACAUGCAAAAGUGGCCCCUAGAGUGGUCGCUUCCUUUUUGGACAACUUUGGGUGACCCCUAAAGGGUCCACUUGAGCUUAAGGGGCCAAGGGGUCAGAUCCGAAACCCCUAUAGGGACCACUUUUUACGCCCCUAUAUGGAUUUUCCCCCCUAACCCCUAUAGGGACCACUCUGAAACUUCUAAGAAGGGAAAACCCUGAUAAAUCCAAUGAACCGCCUUCCUUCGGUGCAGUAUUUCAUCUAAUAAAAAAAACUUCUUUAAGAAAAAGGCGGUCUCCUAGCUAAAUCAAUAACCUGCACAUCUAAGGUUACUGUAAUCAUGCCGUACGUCUUGGUGGUGAUCCUGUUCUUCCGCGGCAUCACCUUGGAAGGCGCUUCCGACGGACUGUACUACUACCUAGGCAAGCCGGAUUUCGACAAGUUGUUCUUGAUCGGAACCUGGUCGGCGGCACUCAAGCAAAUGUGCUUCUCUCUAUCGAUCGGUUACGGUGGAAUGAUCACGCUGGCGUCGUACAACAAGCCCAAGAACAACUGUUUCAGGGUAUGGAGAAAUUUGACUUUUUCUGGAGUUUUCAGAGAUUUUAACGUCGUUUCAUGGAUACUUUUUGAGCCUAUCGUAACUUGGAUACUGUAAGAAAAAUUCCAUAACCUUCAUACAGUAUUUCCGAACAGCUACCGUAGUCUACAGUACUGCAUAAGUCAUCUCAACCUGUGAAUCUGUACUUGAGAUUCUGAAAUCAGAGACUCUAGAUUUUCAAUAACCUAGUCUUUUUCAAAGUGAACUUGAGCUUAUCUCCAUUAUGGUGUACAGUAAUCCAACUCCUCAAAAAAGCUACCGUAACCCUGAGAUACCGUAGAAGCUUUCUCAAGUAAGAUGUAUUGCGAUCAUUCUGACAACUAGAACAAGAAGUAAGAAAUAACGUACUAUUGUAACGCCUACCGUAAUCAUGGAUACUGUAUACUUAUUAGGACGCCCUGGUCUUCGUCAUACACAGUAAUCUGAAUUCUCAAAUAAGCUACCGUAACCCUGAGAUACCGUAGAAGCUUUCUCAAGUAAGACUGUUCGACGGUCAUGUAUUGCGAUCAUUCUGACGACUAGAACAAGAAGUAAGACAUACCGUGCUAUUGUAACACCUACCAUAACCCUGGAUAUUGUAUAUCUAUUAGGACGCCCUGGUCGUCGUCAUAUACAGUAAUCCAAAUCCUCAAAUAAGCUACCGUAAUCCUGAGUUACCGUAGAAGUUAUCGAGUAAGACUAUCCGACGACCGAUAAAUUUCCAUCAUUCUGAAGACUAGAACAAGAAGUAGGAAUGAAUUUCCAUAUCAUUGUAGGACCUACCGUAUCCCUGGAUACUGUAAUCCUUUCAGGACGCCCUGGUCGUCGUCAUCGGCGACACUUUCAUGAGCUUGAUCGGCGGCGCCGCCGUCUUUUCGACUCUGGGUUUCUUGGCUCAUCAACGUGGCGUCGGCGUUCCUGACGUCGUCCAGAGCGGUGAUUCUUGUCAUCAUGACGUCACCGUCCGCACUUUACAGGCCUCUCCCUGGCGUUUGUCGUCUACCCCGAGGCGAUGAGUCACAUGCCCCUGCCCUGGCUCUGGUCUUUGCUCUUUUUCGUCAUGCUCUUCUGCCUUGGGAUCAGCUCGGAAAUCGGUUUAUCGUCCAAAGUGUUCGCAUUUUAAAGAUGUCUUUCAAGUAUUUGUCGAGAUUGGCUGCGCGGCGAUCCACGAUCAAUUGCCGUCACUGAAAAAUCGAAAAUACGUCAUUGUCACGAUUUUCUGCUUCGUUUUGUUCCUGCUGGGGAUCGUCAUGUGUACGGAUGUGGGUUUUUGGAUUGGGUACGGCUGAAAAAUUUCUGAUUUUGAUAGAGGAAAAAUUUUGGAAUCUACCAUGAGAAAGCUGAAAGAAGUCACUUCCCUAUUUUGAAAAUUUAUCAGUUUCUCAUUUUUUUUUUUUUGAAUGGGUCAUUCAUUAAACCGUAUUCCAUCCAAUUUUCAAGGAGUUUAUCGAUUUUUUUCUGAUAAUUAAUGAAGCUACUGAAUAGAAAUAACUCAUAUAAAUCGAUAAAAAAAACUGAUUUCAUGAUCAAAAAAAAAAAAUUAGCAAUGGAGCGCACCUGCCCUCCACUUUUUAGCCAUUUAAAAUUUUUCUCAAUUUCACCUGGCUUUUUUUAAGUUUUUUCCUUGUUAUUCUCAUCGAGUACAAAAAUGAGCCUUUUCGAAGGAAUAUAAUUGAAAAUUACGUCUUGGAGAACUCUUUUCCGAGCACCAAACUCGAAAAUUAUUCAUUCAAAACAGAAAAACUGAAAAUUCCAGGGAGGCUACUACUGGUUCGUAAUGUUCGACGAGUACGCGGCCGGCGUUUCGGCCUGCCUCGCGAUUACUGUAGAAACCGUAGUCAUCGCCUACAUCUACCGUAAUUUUACUCCAUUUUUUUGCGAUUAAAAAAUUAAUUAAGGCAACAAAAAUCAAGCAAAGGACAUGUUCGAGAUGUUGGGGCCGUCGAAAAACUUUUUCACGAGAAUUUUUGGACAGCAUUCUUUUUAUUUUCCUCUCAAUUGGCUGGUUAUCACGCCAGUCUUGGGAAGUGUGAGUGAUUGGUCGCAUUUGGAAUGGCUGACCGCGUUGCGGAUCGCGACGCGUCAAGCCAUUCUCAGUGCGAAUCAACAAAAAAUGUUUCAGGCUUUGGUUGUUCUGGCUAGCAAGCGUGACUAUCCAUUCGAAGGCGAUGCGGACAAGUAUCCAAUUCUUUUCGAUGUGAGUUUUGUUUGAAAUUAGAGCGAUAGAUUAGGUGGCCAGAAGAGACAACAGAGAAAGAGAGAUUUCCUGCUUCUCUGGAGUCUCUCCGAGACUCUGUAGAUCUCUACCUUUGCCUAUUUUUGACUUGAUUUUUACGAUAGUUUUCAGAUACUCGGUUGGACCGUCUGCCUGAUUCCCGCUUUCAUGAUGCCAAUUUUCGCCUACGUUGCUUAUGCGCAGUUCAAAGCUGAAAACUAUGUGAGUAGCCUGGAAAAAGAUCCCAAAAAAAAUAGUCAAAAGAUCUCUUCGGUUUAUUAAAGCAUUUUCAAUAAUUCUAUCGAAUUUCAAAAAAUGGGUGGCCAUAUGGCUACAAGUCAAGUCGCUGCUUCUCUCCGCCAAACCAAAGUCAAACAAGAGUCGCACAGCGGUUCGAUUCAAACUCUUGACUCUUGAACUUGAAAAGCGUAAGUCGCUUAUGGUCGGGCGCAAAGUCGAAAACUGCUCUUCAUCAGUUCAUUGCAUGUUCGGCGUGCCUAAUGCAAACGUUGUGCUUUCAAAGUUUCCGAACUUCGACCCAAUUGAGACUCUCAACGCUUCAAUUCCAAGAGCGCAAGUCGCUUUUAGUCGGGCGCAAACCAGAAAAAACCGCUUUUCUUCAAUCCAUUUCAUGUAGAGUAGGCGUAUCUCAAUGGAUAGGUACUAAAAAUAAAAAAGCCCUUCUCUCCAGGACCUUCGAGGCCUCUUCAUGAAACAACUUCAAUUACCGUCUUACCCAAGGAUCUACGCAGAAAUGGACGAAGAGGAGAUGAAUAAACAGGUUUAUUUUUCAAAUAUUAAUUUUGGGAUCAAAAUUUUCAGAAAAUCCUUCCCGACCGAGAGCCCUGGGACUCGGCUCCCACGGGCUUUACCCUGCCCGAUUCUACCGAUUCGGGCGACAUAAGAUUGGAAGUUUUCACCGACUCAGUUCAUGUCCCUUCGAUUUGA
This is a messenger RNA of Caenorhabditis auriculariae, 8419 nucleotides long. The record is from the annotation of a GenBank genome assembly. Lineage: Eukaryota; Metazoa; Nematoda; Chromadorea; Rhabditida; Rhabditidae.